This is a messenger RNA of Haliotis rubra (blacklip abalone), 687 nucleotides long. Its product is annotated as sialidase-like. The record is from RefSeq and is a predicted model, not a curated record. The transcript is spliced from 2 exons. Bases 1 to 687 code for a protein of 228 amino acids. NCBI's taxonomy places the organism in Eukaryota, Metazoa, Mollusca, Gastropoda, Lepetellida, Haliotidae.
AUGUCAUUACAUCUGCUUGGAACUGACCGGUACACAAAGCCAGCUGACAUCCAGGUAACUGACCGGUACACAAAGCGAGCUGACCUCCAGGUAACUGACCGGUACACAAAGCCAGCUGACCGCCAGGCAACUGACCGGUACACAAAGCCAGCUGACCGCCAGGCAACUGACCGGUACACAAAGCCAGCUGACCACCAGGCAACUGACCGGUACACAAAGCCAGCUGACAGCCAGGCAACAAGACGGAUGAUAACGCCAGGGUUCACCAUGCUCGCGUUGUCCUUGACCAUCUCCGGCAGCACCAAAUCCACUUCCAUGGCCAGCGAUGUCCCCCGAUUCCCCAUGGCCAGCGAUGCCCACCGAUUCCCCAUGUCCUGCGAUGUCCCCCGAUUCCCCAUGGCUAGCGAUGUCCCCCAAUUCCCCAUGGCCAGCCAUGUCCCCCGAUUCCCCGUGGCCAGCAAUGUCCCCCGAUUACCCGUGGCCAGCAAUGUGCCCCGAUUCCCCAUGGCCAGCGAUGUCCCCCGAUUCCCCUUGGCCAGCGAUGUCCCCCGAUUCCCAAUGGCCAGCCAUGUCCCCCGAUUCCCCAUGGUCAGCGAUGUCCCCCGAUUCCCCAGGGCAAGCGAUGUCCCCCGAUUCCCCAUGGCCAUCAAUGUCCCCCGAUUCCCCGUUGCCAGCGAUGUCCCCUGA